This is a messenger RNA of Westerdykella ornata, 2194 nucleotides long. RefSeq lists its product as uncharacterized. Gene Ontology annotation, biological process: protein polyubiquitination. The transcript is spliced from 2 exons. Bases 58 to 1911 code for a protein of 617 amino acids. The record is from RefSeq and is a predicted model, not a curated record. NCBI's taxonomy places the organism in Eukaryota, Fungi, Ascomycota, Dothideomycetes, Pleosporales, Sporormiaceae. Gene Ontology annotation, molecular function: protein binding.
UACAUCGUUCCUUACCAUAACUAUUCCAUCUUAUGCACCCAUAAUAGUCUUUCGAGUAUGGACAAUCUCCCUGCCGAGAUCCUGCUCCUUAUCGCACAGUACCUGGAACCUCACGAACUCGCGAAUAUCCAACUCGUCUCCAAGUAUUGGUACAAUGUGUUCCGAGACAACGAAAUCUGGAAACGACUAUGUUUCGAAGGACGCCCGCGAAGACAACACGAUAUCGGUCUAGACCAGAGAUUAGCGGAGCUUGCGCGUGCGGCAGAAAGGUUGAUUCGAGAGACCUCCACUUUCCUACAGGAUGUCAACAACACCACUGCAGUAACCGGAACGGAGUGGAAUGAGACCAGGUUGCGGAGAACGUUGCUGGCAAAUUGGGAUCCCACAUAUCCUCAAGAGGACGUCAGCUUCUACCAUGAGUAUAUACAGAGACAUGCGCCGCAUACCAUAAGCUGGUUCCAAGAGUCUAGGUAUGGCCAUGAAGAUGAUCGCCUUCAUCACGAAGCCACUGGUGCUGGUAUACUCUAUGAUCAAGGUCUAGCAGACAAGCUAGUCGCACCGAUGGAGGAUGGCAGCAUCGCCAUCUGGGAAGCAUCUGCGAGCCACUCGCGGCAAGGCACCAUUAUUGCUAAGGGCGCCAUCGGCUUGCUGCCAAAUAGAGGUUCGGAUCUUGACUAUGCCACGCGCCUGCGGCAAAGCCAGGCUAUCAUGUCUGAAACGGGGACAAUAGAAUGCGUCUCCAUUGACAAUGUGCGGAGGCGAGGCUUCUUCGCUGUACAAAAUGUGCUCAAUGAGGUGGACCUAGCCACGCUGCAGGUCGUCUCGAGGACUCCUUACCCCUUUCCCAUCACAGCGCUUUCUGAAGCGCACCAUUCCACUCCCCUGACCGUGGGUACGAAUUGGACAAUUCAUCUACACGACACACGGUCACCGCCUGUGCAAUCACGCGCCGUUCGCACUGAACUGAUCGGAGGCAAUCCUGCCAGCUCCUGCUCAAAUCUUCAGACACGUGACUUUGGCGACCAUGUCUCCUUGUCGCAACCCGGUGCUCUGUCUAUCCUUCAUCUUCCCACGGCACGAGAGUGGGACGGUAAUGGCGAUAUAUGGGUUGGCGGACGCUUUACCAGCAUGCUCAACUUCGACCGACGGUUCUUCCCUCGCCUUCGCGGUACGGUGCAUUCGGGGGCCCGACUGUCUUGUCUCAAUUCCAUACCCUUCUCACUCAUCACCUAUGACGUGCGGUCUAGCCGUCCAUUCGCAUCGCUUUCCCUGAUAGACCAGUGGAAGGAGCUGUCGGGCCAUACGCUCAUCGCAGCAGGCGAGUACAAAGGAAAAGGGUCUCUCGAACUGUACAAUCUCUCUUCAGAUCCCGCUCGCUCGAUCAAUUCUUCGGACAGCAGGACUACUCAAAACAGAGAUGCCUGUUAUCAGAAUCGCCAAACGGCAUCCAGGUCGAAACUGCUCUCCGUAGCUCCCCACGGAACGCGACUCGUCUUCUCCGACGGUGAUGGAAAUCUGAAGUGGGUAGAGCGUGAUGGUUCUACUGGAGUGCGGCAACUCAAUAUCAAUGAGAAGGCGCCCGACACACGAGCCGGUCACAAUGGGACUGUUGAGCAAGAGUCAGGUGAUAUUGUGCAGAAGAUCCUGCCCACUGUUCAUGCGAGGCAGAAGACCGAUCACAGCAACACACCGUUUGGAAAAGACAAUCUGAUCAUCUGGACCGGUGAAGGCAGGCUGGGCAUGGUUGGGUUCGGACAGCGCGGCUUUGAUAUAAGCGAAAUGGAGGAUCAAGCUCGGGAAGCGGAGGCAGAGGAGUUGCGUAAGAAGGAGAGGGAGUAUGGCGGCGAGAUGAGGAGGGCUUUGGAGCAUCAGGCCAGGGAGUUGAGGUGGAUGAGGGGCUACGGGCUCUGAUUCCCACGCCUGGUAUCCUUACAUCAGGGUUCAAGACUAUCCUUAUAGUGGCGCAAGACCAUUCACAUUCCCUUGAAAUUAUACCCUAUAAAGAGUAUGUAUUUACAUCUCACGACCAUUUUGCUUGAUGUUCCACUGGAGACCUCUGUCAUACUUGCCAGAAGCAGUUCUCUGAAGACCGGGAGUGCCGCAGUCAGACCUAUCCCUUCAUUCAUCCCCCAUCCACCUUUCACAACGUCUCCUCGCAUUUCCCUGGCUCGGACCAAUAGAUCUUCCAUUUUUG